Molecule: messenger RNA, 4855 nt
Organism: Mugil cephalus (flathead mullet)
Lineage: Eukaryota; Metazoa; Chordata; Actinopteri; Mugiliformes; Mugilidae
Gene: snrkb
Product: SNF related kinase b
Exons: 5
Coding region: 659-2467 (602 amino acids)
Biological process (GO): microtubule cytoskeleton organization; intracellular signal transduction; protein phosphorylation
Cellular component (GO): cytoplasm
Molecular function (GO): protein serine/threonine kinase activity; ATP binding; tau-protein kinase activity
Source: RefSeq, a predicted model, not a curated record
AUAGGUUAUGGUGAAGCUCAUUCUGCCUCCUUGUUGUUAUCUGGAGAUACAUAUUUAUCUAUUUCGUUUUAUAAUCCCCUUCAUUCAGUUAUUUUCUCUCCUGUGGUGUGCGUACCGGAGGCUCGCGACCGCUGCCGCCGCCACGGGAGCGAGAUGGAGGAAUGCACUGACGUCAGAAGGAAGCUGCUGGACACACACACACACACACGCGCGCGCGCGUACUUGUUGUGUACGUGCACGCGGGGCGCGCACGGGAUGUUCUGUCCUGCUGCUGUAUUCCUGUCUCGCGCUUAUGAGUGUCAUCUCUCUCUCUUUCUCUCUCUCUCUCUCUCUCGCUCGCUCUCUGUCGCGCGGCGCUCUCUCUCUCUCUGUCAGCUCGAGCUUGGGAGGCGGUCAAGUGAAAAGUAACGUCGCCCUCACAUGUACCGCGGACAUGGAGCGGUUAUGAAAGGGAACGGGAAGGCGGCGCUCUCUUUCGUCUCUAAUUCGCGGAGAACCGGUACCGGAGCCGCUCGCUCGCAUCCACGGGAUAUUUGCGCAACAAUGGCGACUCUCAAGCAGUGAGGACCUUUUUCCUGACACCUUGACGCAACUAUUUCCCGUCUCCCAUUCAACCCUUCCUCCUUUUUUCAAGUCCGCCCCUCCGUUUGUUUCAAUCAUGGACUCCUCUGGAGACAUAACCUCGCCCCAGGAUGGACGCCUCGAUCCCAGGAGCAGCAGCCCCGGUCGCUCUGAUCUCAGCGGGUUGUACCAUCUGGGCAGGACACUGGGCAGGGGCCACUUUGCCGUGGUCAAACUGGCCCGUCACGUCAACACCGGGCAGCUGGUGGCCGUCAAGAUGAUUGACAAGACGAAGCUCGACGUAAUGGCAACGAGUCACCUCUUGCAGGAAGUGAGGUGCAUGAGGCUGGUGCAGCAUCCCAACGUGGUUCGCCUCUACGAGGUCAUCGACACACCCACCACCCUCUACCUGGUCAUGGAGCUGGCCGAGGGCGGCGACCUCUACGACUACAUCCUCCGACACGAGGGCGGCGUGGCCGAGGGCACGGCCAAGCGCCACUUUGCGCAGAUCGUUCGCGCCGUCUCGUACUGCCACCAGCUCCACGUGGUUCACCGAGACCUGAAGCCCGAGAACGUGGUGUUCUUUCCCCAGCAGGGGGCGGUGAAGCUGACAGACUUUGGGUUCAGCAACUUGUUCCAACCGGGCACGAUGUUGGCCACCAGCUGCGGGUCGCUGGCGUAUUCUGCUCCGGAGAUUCUGCUCGGAGAAGAGUACGAUGCUCCGGCUGUGGAUAUCUGGUCUCUUGGGGUGAUCCUGUACAUGCUGGUGUGCGGAGUCCCUCCUUUCCAGGAAACCAACGACAGCGAGACUCUGGUUAUGAUCCUGGACUGUCGCUACUCCGUCCCCGCUCACAUUUCUGAGGACUGCAGAGAUCUGAUCUCCAGGAUGCUGCAGAAGGAUCCGUGUCAUCGCGCCUCCCUCGACGAGAUAGAGGCCCACCACUGGCUGCAGGGUCUGGAUAGCGCUCUCCUCAGCCCGGAGGCCCCUCCACACUGGCUCUCGGGGGCUCUUUCUCCCAGCUCGCCACGCUCAGGAGUCCCAGAGUGCGGGGAUCUGCUCGCCGUGAGGCCUCCGCAGGCUUUCCCCGCCCCAUGGCAGCCCAGUCUCACCUUCACCCUCCGUGCUCCUCCAGUGGAAGAGCCUCCUCUCACCAAGAACCUCCCAGCCCUGCAACAGAUCUGUGAGGAAGAAGAAGAAGAGGAGGAGGAAGAAGAAGAAGAAGAAGGGGACGACGGAGGUGUUGUGAAAGAGCGACACGGUUUGGAGUCUCUGUUAGAGGAAGAGACAGAAGGAGAAGUUGAGGAGAUGUUGGAUAGAGCAGAAAACCUAUUAGAAACCAGAGGCUCGGUGGAGAUAAUCGUGGAGGAGGAGGAGGAGAACGAGGAGAUGGUGAUAGAAGUGGAGGAAGAAGAUGCCGACUGUGUAAUCUCAGAUCAACCAGUCAGUCAUGGAGACAGGUCAGUCAGUCAGCCUCCCAAAGUCCCUCCAUCGUCCCUGCCUGGGUUUGGCGUGCCGUGUUGUCAGGGGCAACCGGAGCCCACGACCCGAGAGGAAGGGAAGGACGAGGAGAUGGAGCCCAACAACAACACCAACAAACCGCCCCAAUCUGACUCGAAUCAUUCCUCUCCCGCCUCUGUGCCCUCCGCCAUACUGAGCCCGAACGGGAAGGAGGCGCAGAGAGAGCAAGACGAGAAGACGAACGGCGAGUGUCCACCCAACGGCGCUCUGGGGACCCGGGAGGAGUCGGCGCCGAGGGCGGAGCAGGGCAAACGACACAGCUUAAAGCUGCGAGAGAGACUCUUUCAGUUCCCUUUGUGUGAGAAAGCUCUGGCCUUCAACAUACCGACCAACAACAAACCCAAGAUCCUGCCGCUGGCUCAGUACAACUGCUGCCACGUGCUAUAAGAGAAACCGCCAGACGUGCUGCUCGGCCUCCUGGGACGUACAGGCUGGUUUGCAGUCGGCAGGUGACCGGCUUCUCAGCAAAGCUCCUGCUGUAAAGACACCGAGGCCCUCAGCAUGCAGAGUGUACGUUAAGAGACGCUUAUAGACUCCAUGUGAUACAAACCAGUGUGCAGCACAGUAGUGGGACUCAUUAGAACCUCAUUAAUGUGCUGCUGGGAACAGGAGCGACCACAGAAGACUGUUUCUGCAGAAAGAAGGAGAAACACACUGACUGGACAGUUCAUGAGGUGCACUAGUGAAUAUGGCGAGACGUGGGCAGGGGUGGCGGGGGGGGGGCAUUUGUGCCUUUAUUGCUACAGGAAAAAGGGUGAAAGAUAUCAAAGUCUUGCUCUAGUCCAGCUUCAUGAAGGUAAGGGUAUUCAGGAUUAGUUUAAAACAACUGAGAGAGCUGUUCAGUCUUCAGAGGUGUUCCUAUUAUUUUGACAAACCCCGCUGUACUGCGGGGGCUUGGCUAGAUAACAGAAGCACCAACAAACGACGUCCUUCAAAAUGAUCAAAGUCCUCGUUCAGACCUUUCAUUAGCCGGACUGUCUGAUCACAGGUGUCCUGCUUUAAGUACGUGCAUUCACACCUGGUAUUAAACAUGCGUCCCCGGCCACCACUUCAGAUCUGUUCGUUAUUUCUCUUUGUAGAAGUAAACCCACGCGUCAUUUGGAGCAGAUUAUUCUAACUGCUACUGUAACUAAUUGAUCUCUACAUACAGCUGUUUCAGAAUUGUGAACACACGUGCACGUGUUCAUGACUUGGGGAUAUGAUGCAUAUUUUAGAACAACUCUAAAAUGUUUCUCAUUCACUUAAAUUAAAGUUAAUUAUCUACUGACUGAGUUCAAUACAAGCAGUGAAAUAAAGACAAAAAUAAAGAUUUUAGAGGAAAAACACUUAGCUUCACUUGCCAGCAUGAUCAAUAAUUAACCACAUGCCGAUACGUUAUUUAACAGUCAAAAUAUCUUAAAAGGCCCUCAUUUCAUUACUAGUGACCAUUUUUUAAAAGCGGUGGAGUAUUUUUUUCUAAAUGAAAGAGGCAAACGUGUUGAGUAUGAGGUUUUUAAAGUGCAUGCAACAAAAUGUACUUAAAGCCACUUGUGAUCAGAUCCCCCAGGACGGAUGUAAACGGAAGGUCUGAACAGGAUUUCAACGCAAACUGAAUAUUAAUCCAGGUCAUGAAGCUAAGAUUUAGUGCAGGAAUCCCUUCACUGGUGUACCUAAUGUUUUGGAGUUUUUAUUGAAUAAGCUAAAGUCCGUUUUUGUUUGUUUGAAGGUGCCUACUGCGAUAAAACCCUACUGAACAUUUUUAACCCUGACUGUAAGAAGCUUUGAGUAGAACCAGUAGAUUAGACAGCAAGCAGCUAUUACUUUUAUUAUUAUUAAUAUUAUUAUUAAUAAUAAUAACCCACCUAAUUAGUUCAUCUAGAAAACUGUGAAAGACGUGGAUUUUAAAAAAAAAAUCUGAAAUGUACCAAAACAGAUAAAUAUCGAAUUUUAUUAUAAUUUAAGACCAAAAAAAGGUGAAAAUAAGUGUCACAUUUGACUCGUUAGGACCAUCAGAUGUCUUUUUUUUUUCUUUUUUUUUUUUACUAAAGCUGCUGAUUUUAUUCAGUUUUUUUUUUCUUUACAUGAAUCUAGUUCUUCACAUUGAAAGCUCUGAAUAUAACACUGUAUAAUAUACAUAUAAGACUGAGUGACUCUUUUAGAAGUCUUAUUAAUAAACUGUUUCUAGGAUCAUUGAUCAUCGAUUGGGAUGCAGGUCUUCCAUCGCUCUUAUGAUCACACUGUGUGAUCUUUUUGUUUUUUUGUUUUGUUUUUAAUUAUGGACCUUUAUUUUGUAACCAGACAUAGAUGGGACUUUGUGCAUGUUAUUGAUCACAGUAUAUACCUCCAUGUGUCUUGUGUAACUGUACCCCGAGGUGGACCACUGAAUUAUGAAUUGCACAGCUCCUACUGUAGCCGGUGCUUUUUUUUUUUCGUUGUUGUUUUAUUUUGUUGGUUGUUUUUUUGUUUUGUACAAGCAGUGAGAGAGCUCCUCCUUGUGGUGUUGUUUUAUUUGUUUUCCUCGUUUGAAGCUUUCCAAAGCCAAAGCUGUACAAUAACCUGGGAAUCGCUCCGUCACGUCAAAAAUAAAAUAAAUGUGAUUACAGCUCGGCUCCAGUCGGCCUUGGAGGCGUGACGUCUGCAACAAACCAGGGAUGAAACGAUCGGUUCCUGUGCGACGGCUGCGUCCACUGACUUGCAGUGUAACUACGACCACAGUCUCUGUGGAGCCGUGAACUUAUUUUUCUGUAUUUAUUUAUUAAAAAUGGAUUAAAUCGACAACAGUGGAUGGAUGAACAA